AUGUCCACCAACCCCAACUUACUCCCAACCUCCAAAAUGACCCGGUCGGUAAUCGAUGCCUUCAAGGGCCUUAAUGUCGGCUCCGCCCAGGAUGUGAGUGAUCAUGAGGCCAUUUACGAAGUGUCAUAUCAAUACUUGUCCAAAGUCAAGCAAUUCAAAGACUUGGAAGCCUUCCACAACUGUCUUGUGUCGUUGAUCAACACUGACAAAUACUACAAGGCUCUUACCUUGAUUAAUGAAGUUCCUGCCGAGAUCCAUCAGGAGUAUCCGUUGGAAAAAGCCUAUGUGUACUACAAAACUGGCAACACCGACCUUUUGAAAGCUUUGUACGACACCACAGUGGCUUCUUCUGGGUUGAGCGAGGUGUUGUUGAGAGCCAUGAAGCAUGUGAUGGCCCAGAGCUGCUACCAGAACGGCGAAGUUACCCAUGCGUUAAAGUUGUACCAUGAGCUCAUCUCGUCUAAUGCUAUCGACAGUCAGAUCGACUUGGCUUGUAAUGAAAGAGCAAUCUUAUCUCAAGUUUUGUUCAAGACAUCGUCGUCGCAGAAGCCUUUAUUGAAUUUGGCCAAUGCUGACGACUCCUAUGACUUCAUCUUCAAUAAUGCGUUGAUUGAGUUGGCCAAGGGCAACUUGGCUGGCAGCUUGGACUUGUUGAACUCCGCAUUGGACUUGUGCAAGACCCAGAACAUGGACUCCGAUCCCGCCGACCUAGCCCUCGAGCUGACUCCGAUCAAAUUGACCAUUGCAUACAUUUACCAGGUCACCGGUCGUGAACAGAAAGCCAUCGACGUGUUGGAGAACUUGGACUUGGCUGACACUGCUGACCUCAUGCUCCAGCUUAUUGUCAAGAACAACCUCAUAUCUGUACAGCCAGCGGUAGACAACGUCAACUACUCCAGCAGAGAAUUAAACUAUCAUCACAACCUCCACCACUUGAGACUGAAGUUGACCAAGUCUCAGUCGAAGGUAUUGUUGAAGAACCACUUACUUUUGUCAUACCAGACAAACACACUCUCCAAAUCUUCUACCUACGUGAGCAACAGAUUUAUUAAGCAGUUCAUCACAGAGUCUGAAGGCGACUACACUCCUUUAGUGUACAAGGUGCUUCUCAAAUUGGACGUCACGUUCGAAGAUAUUGAGAACCCAGAAACCAACCGUGCCAUUAGCAGAAAAUUGCUCAAAUUCGCCAAUGCCGAACUCGAGAAAAAUGUGGCCUCCGACAUACUUGUGGCUGCAGCCUUGCUUUUGGUGGCGCUUAACUCCAAGGUGUCCAAGUUCGACCAGUCGACUUUGGUAUUAGAGAAGUUGGUGGCUAUCGAGCUCGCAGCAUCCGAUGCACCUCUCCACGGCAGCAUAUUCAAGGCUAUUAUUGAAGUAUAUGAACUCUCGAAUAGUGCCAAGAAGUUGAGCGAGUUGUACACGGCAAUUGUCACCAAGUUCAAGUCGCUCAGCGUAGAGACCAUCAGAGGUAAUGACAAUUUGUACAAAUUCAUUCUUGCGGUGGCCGUGAAGCUCCUGACAGUGGAUCUUGAAGCUGAAUCCGCUGAGUUAUUGAACCUCUUGUUAACGGUGAAAGAGUCCGAAGUCGUAGCUAGCAUUCUCAAUUCAAAUGCGGACGGCUUACUUUCGGUGCAAGAACUUGAGAGUGAGGCAGAUGUUGAGACGUUGUUGGCAGUCAAUGUGGAAGAGUUGGCACCAAAGCUUCCAGUGCCUAAGGCCAAGAAGAUAAAGCAGGCCGAUUUCAAAGUCAAGAAGAAGACUACCAAGCCUAAGUUUUCUGAGAACAAGUUCUUCAAGCCUGCCAGCGAAUUCGAUCCGGAGAAGGACUUGGACCGUGAGAAGUGGUUGCCUAUGAAGCUUCGUUCCUACUACAAGCCAUCAAAGAAGGAGUUGAAAAAGAAGUCUGGUGGCCACCAGGGAGCCAUCGAGUCUUCACCUGCACCACAAGUUGCACAGCAGGUAUCCAGCUCGAGCAAAAGCAAAAAGACGAAAAAGAAGAAGGGAAAGAAGUAG
This is a messenger RNA of Sungouiella intermedia, 2013 nucleotides long. The record is from the annotation of a GenBank genome assembly. Lineage: Eukaryota; Fungi; Ascomycota; Pichiomycetes; Serinales; Metschnikowiaceae.